Molecule: messenger RNA, 2169 nt
Organism: Oncorhynchus kisutch (coho salmon)
Lineage: Eukaryota; Metazoa; Chordata; Actinopteri; Salmoniformes; Salmonidae
Product: C-C motif chemokine 17
Exons: 6
Coding region: 1365-1751 (128 amino acids)
Biological process (GO): immune response
Cellular component (GO): extracellular region
Molecular function (GO): chemokine activity
Source: RefSeq, a predicted model, not a curated record
CUCCCCUCCCUACCUCCCAGACUGCAUAUUUUUAAUUCCAGGUCUCAGGUAUGCACAGUCAGAUAGUAUGGAUUACACUGGCCAUGUCGUCUAAUAAACGCCACUACCUAAAGCCUCGCAUUCAGCAGAGAUUUAACCUGUAUUCAUUUACCAUGUGUUUUACCACAUUGUCUGUUCAUGGAUGUUGCAACUCUCCUGGUGUUGUUCUAUUGUACUAUAACAUAAGUAGUAGCUACUGCGGUAAAAUACAAACCAGAUAUGGUGAAGUGACUCUUCUCAAUAGUAGUUAAUAGCUAAACACUUCCUUGUAAUCACUGGAAGCAUUUCUUCUAAGGUACAUUAAACAGCGGGUAAUCAGUCUCGUCAUUAAAUACAAAGGUUAUUUGUGUUUUCCUGUCCAUUGUUUUUCAGACAAGUGUUAUUUCAUUUGUGUCGUUGUAACUUAGCUUUGUUUUAUGUAAAAAAAGAUUUUCAUAGCAUUACUUCCACUUUUUUUCAACCAUGUUAAUAUUGUUGAAUACCAAAGGCAUUAGAGAAUGUGCUGUAAUUCUGCAGUAGUUUCAUUGCUUGGUUAGAAGGGUGGUUUUUGACUGGGGGAGAAUCAGCUGGGUUCUAAUGACACUCAACCUGCCACAGCAAACAGUCAUUACCCAAAACCACACUCUGGGUCAGUCAAUCCUCAACUGCCAUCCAGUGUAGACUUUGCAUCCAUUUCCUCCAUUAACAUAGGCCAUUUUAUAUUUGACAUUUUGUAUUUAGUUAUAGUACUGAAUUUGGGGACUUGUCAGACACUCUGUUCAGAAAGGCAAGUAAGAAACACACUUACAAACUACUCCUACACUUUGGAUGCCAUCGUGCUUAGCCACAUGCGUUACACUUCUGACACCAAAUGUUGCAAAUUUAUGGGGUAACCGUCUGGGACUUGCAUUUGUGAGUCCAAGACCUUUGCCAUUAAACCAAGAAAGGUCCAAGCCUCUUGAAAAGGUUGUUAGGUGUUCUACGGAUAAUGAUUGUUAGAAUUUAGCUGCUAUUUAAAGUCAGUCACAGUCCAGACUCUAUUGAACAUGUUCAGCUGUACGUUAGUUGGCAAAUCGGCUUCUCUUCUCAACAUGUUAUAAUUUCUUGUGAUCUAUCUAAUGGUAGAGAGCUGGUUGCCGUUUUAUAGUUUUAGUGGUGAUUUAUUUUGGGAAACAGACUGCAUGUAACUUGCUUGUGCUUUGAACCAUGUUGCUACUGGAGAUGCCUUUUGUCAUUUUACAUGAAUGAAAACAACAUGAAUGUAUUAGUGUCAUGUGUUGCACAAGCUUUGGUGUUCCCUGUAUUGUGCUUGAGCAGUCACCAGUCAUAACAUAGCUGUAAGACAAAUGGGACACACCUACAACAAGACUGUGACUGUUAUUUCCCUGACUGUCAUUCUCCUGGGCUCGGUGGAAGGUAACGGGGUACAGAUGCAGAGAGAUGUUCAGUGCUGUAUGCAGUACUCCCAGGGGAAAGUGCGCACCAAAGACGUGCUGAGGUUUGAGGUACAGACGGAGGGGCCAGACUGCAGUAUAAAAGCCAUCAUACUGUACACCAAGAAGGCGGUGAAGUGUGCUGACCCCAGAGACCGAAAGGUCAAGAGGUUACUGAGGAAGCUGCUCCAGAGGCAGAGGACCAAAGCACAUAGGAUCAUGUGGCUCUACCCUCAUGGCAACCUGCCAGUCAUGUCGGAGGACAAGAAGGAUGGGUGGGAUGCCUUCCAUGUGGAAUGAGUGUGAGGCCAAGUAAACUUCCAGCGGCUUGUCAUCCUAACUCAGCCAAGCUUUCUGACUCUCCAGUCGUCUCGUGUCAAUAUCUCCCUGGGAGUGUGGUGGCUGAGCUGUCAUUGCCAUACAGUCCAUGAGAGGUUUUGAUAUAUAGCUAAAUGUAUUUUACACUGACUGUCGCUAACUAUGCCAAAGUAUUAUGCUAAGUAUUUCUGAUUACUCUAGCCCAAGGAUCCCGUCUUCACCGUCAAUGUAUACCUGUUCAAUGUAUACCUGUUCAAUGUAUACCUGUUCAAUGUAUACCUGUUCAAUUUCCUAGAGGGCUUGUUCUCGCCUGAAACACAAUGUAAUGUAGAAAAAUGCACUGUCUGUUUAAACACGACAUCUGAAGUGGAUCUUUUCUAAAUAAAUGGACCUGAAAGAA